Messenger RNA from Haliotis rufescens (red abalone), 3880 nucleotides. RefSeq names its product transmembrane protein 41B-like. Lineage: Eukaryota; Metazoa; Mollusca; Gastropoda; Lepetellida; Haliotidae. Gene Ontology annotation, cellular component: endoplasmic reticulum membrane. The record is from RefSeq and is a predicted model, not a curated record. The transcript is spliced from 7 exons. The coding region runs from base 27 to 980 and encodes 317 amino acids.
GGAAAUGAUACAUCAUUGAAAGAAAAAUGGAAGACGAAGGAACACCGGUAUCUGCUAAGUAUCGCGGGACGUCCUUUCAAGGUAGUCUGCCUGCAAGCCCUUUGGGCGCAACACCCAGGCCUCCAUUACGACAGAAGUAUUCAAAAUCACGUUAUGCAAGUCGCCAUGUGUCCGAGUAUGAUUUGAGCUACUCCACAGAUGAGACUGACUCUGGGGCGAACCGACGGGCACGCCAUGCAUCAGAGGGGAGUAGCACAAAGUCAUUCCUCAUACUCGGACUCAUUUUCCUGGCAUCGUUGCUAGCUUUGGGAGUUGUGUAUCUCAACUUCCCGAAGCUGGAUCAAGAUGAAGUUCAGUAUAUUAAACUACCUAGAGAUAUUGAUGAUGCGAAAAAUUUGGGAAGAGUUUUGUCAAGAUACAAGGACAGAUAUUUUUACCAAGUUUUAGUUGGAGUUUUCGUCAUGUAUAUAUUUUUACAAACAUUUGCUAUACCAGGAUCUAUAUUUCUCAGCAUAAUCUGCGGCUAUCUCUUCUCCUACUACAUUGCUCUGUUUGGUGUUUGUCUGGCAUCUGCUGUUGGUGCUUCCUUCUGUUAUUUGUUGUCCUACUUGGUUGGAAGAAGGCUGGUAAAGAAGUACAUCCCCCAGAGAGUGGCCCAGUGGAGGUCACAUGUCGAAAAGAACCGUGAACACCUGCUCAACUACAUGAUCUUUCUGCGAAUCACUCCAUUCCUCCCUAACUGGUUCAUCAACAUCACCGCCCCAGUCAUCGAUGUGCCUCUCUCACCCUUCUUCUGGGGAACCUUUAUAGGAGUUGCUCCCCCUUCCUUCGUAGCAGUCCAGGCAGGAACGACCUUGUACAAGUUGACCUCGUCAGGGGACGCCGUGUCAUGGACCUCUAUGAUUGUACUAGCGGCAUUAGCUAUCCUCUCUCUGCUACCGGUUGUUUUCAAGAAAAGGUUGCAAAAGAAGUUUGAUUGACACGAGUCACCUAUUAGACAUUCUUGUGUGUGAGGAGAAUGACAGAUCUGGCGUGUAUGUGUCUGUUACCAUGGUUACCCAUGCAUUUGAUUAACAGUUUGCUCAUGUGAACUGCAUUUAGGAUUACGGGUCAUCAACAGCUGUCAAGUUAAUGUGAGGCCAUUUUGUAAAUAACAAGGUGAUUUUAUGGGUUUAUUGAACUUCUGAACAUGCAAGAAACUCCCUUCCAGGUGGUUACCAUUAUAUAUAUGCUUGCAAAUAUGGAUGUAUUUUGCUACAGUGCUUUGGAUGACAUUUUAUGCUGGAAUGGAUGAUUUUUCAAUGUUUGAACAUUAGAUGAAACAGUAUGUCAGUCGGUAAUGUUACACCAACGCUAUCUGACAGAUCUGAUGUGGCCUCCCAUUCCAUGUCUUCACAUUCGGUAUGCAUUUAUAUUCAUGGAAAUAUUUGCAAUUAUACAAUUUGAUGUGUAAGGUGGUCACAAUUAAGGACACGGUUAACUUGUGAUUUAAGUAAAAUAUAUACACAAACCAAAAAGUAAGCACGCCCUGUAUAUUUUACAAUAACUGGCCCUAUGAGUGUUGGCAUUGAAACCUCAGAAAAAUGAUUGGGGUGUGCAAGAAGACGUUACGGAUGUACCAAUCACCAUUAAGGUUUCCUUGGAAGGUGACAAGAUCCAGCUUACAGUUGUGUGACAGACAACCCCGAACCAUCACCUAAACUCUAUCAUACUGGGGUCAUAGGUUCCUGGGUGUGUUGGCCGUAUUUGUAUGCCUCCAAAUUCUCAAUUGGUCAUUCGUGACAUGGAGCGGAAACCUGCUUCAUCGGACUGAUGCACUCUUUGCCAAGUCCUCAGAUGCCAUCCUGUCUGGCCCAAACCCCAUGUUAAACGACAUCUAUGAUGAUGAUUGGCAAGGAAGGAAUGCUUGAAUACCCUCCUAGACUUCAUUACCCCUAUUUCCAGAUUUCAGUUGAUUCCGUUUAUUGGCGCUUCAAAACAGGAGAUGUUGCAAAUAGUUGAUGACGUUCAAGCCGAAGCUGGGCCAUGUCCUCACCUUGACAUCAUGUGAGAUCUUCCUGACCAUGUGAGAUCUUCCUGACCAUGUGAGAUCUUCCUGACCAUGGGAGAUCUUUCUGACCAUGGGAGAUCUUCCUGACCAUGGGAGAUCUUCCUGACCUUGGGAGAUCUUCCUGACCAUCCAGUACAGAAUUGGUACAAAAAAAUGGGCAAACCAGUCUGUUGAUUACCGUAAAAUGAAGACCUUGUUGAUGUCCUAAGCUUUCGCCGGUCAUGCCUGUCCGAUGCAUACCAGUAACACCCAUCUUUGCGCCUGAUAACCUUCUUCGUGCCAUGUUCACAGAUAAUGCUUCAACAAUGCAAGACAGUGGUGUUAAAUACCCACACUUGUGGUGGACAGAUACUGCAUGCUGAAACAUGCAUGCUGCACGUGCAUGUCGUCACAGCUGUACUGUCCAUUUCGAUGGAAUAUCAUUCUUUACAUAUUCAUCACAAAAUUAACAUUUGUUGCGAAUAUUUCAGCAUGAAUUAUUUCGAGGGGUGCUUAACUUAUUUCUUUGUGUAUAUAUAUUUGUGUGAAAAGGUAUAGUACAAAUUUGUAUUGCCAACCAAUUGUAGUGUAGUGGGGAAGUGUGCAAUCAGUAUAUUGCUGAGGUUUUAAUUGUCUUCAUAUAGAAUAUAUAAAUUCAUGUGCGUUUUGCAGUCCUUGUUGAACAAUGUCAAUACAUAUUAUUAAGUUUUAGCAUGUUCAAGAAAUUCUGGGUUGUAAUAGUUUCAUAGAAGUUGCCCAUGUUGCUAGCUAGUUGAGAGAAUGAACAUGAGGCGGAACUGUUGCCACCUUUGUCUACAUGUGAUUAUGAUCAUGAUCAUGUACUGUUGUUGAAAAUCACCAACCGGGAAGGACUUGGACCAACCAUCAUGUGUUGAGAGUUUAUCAGAUUUCACAGAUCUUCUCCUACCUUUAUAUUCUUUUUACAAGCAAGUAUUGCAGAAUAGCAUGUUUCAUGUUUGGUAUAAUGUUCAUGUCUGUAUACUGUUUGCCAGUUCCUUAAUAAUAAACGCAAACUUUCCCAUUUAAGUAUGUACUGAAACCCUGUCAAUCUGGAACCCUUCCCUCCAGGACAAACUUUCCCAUUUAAGUAUGUACUGAAACCCUGUCAAUCUGGAACCCUCCCCUCCAGGACAAUCAGGGGUGUCCGUGCUUAUUAUUGAUUCAUCUGGAACUAUGUUCAAAACACUGAUUUCCUUGGGAAGGACUUCAUUAACAGGGUUCUGGUGUAUUUGUACCAAUAGUUAUAUAUCGGUUACAUUAAUCAUCAUGAUAGUACCCAGAUAGUUAGUUAUAUGGACAUUGUGUCUUACACAACCUUGAAGAGUGCUUAGGCAGCUGGCAGUAGCAUAGUACAUCACUAGCCAUUACUUUAUAUUAUUUAUCAGUGUCAUAUAUUCGACAUAUUUCAUCAUAUUUGGAUAAACAUAAUCACAGGCUUCUGCAGAAUGACUUGAGACUCAUGAAUUUUUUUUGUUUUAUUUCAUUUAUCACAUACAAUAAUCAAAGAAUUUAUUUUUUUUACCCCUCAUUCCCCUGUAUUGUUAGUUUGAACCCCGCUUCAUAUAAAAAGCCAUUUUUGUCAUUGUAAUUAAGAUGUUAAGCAUUUUUUGCCUUUGAAUACUUUGAAUUUGUUUUUUUUAUUACAAUUUUUUGUCCCUGCUAAAUUGUAAAACACUUUCAUUUGUAUUUCAUCUGACCAAAUUACUUUUAAGAGAAUUUUACCUAAAAAUAUGUUAGUCAAUAUCAAGAGUCAUUGGUUUUGGUUUCAGUAUUUGUCCUUAAGUGUUAUUUAUGUAUUAAGAAAAUGUAAAAAAUAAAUAUGCAGACAUA